Molecule: messenger RNA, 4431 nt
Organism: Nanorana parkeri
Lineage: Eukaryota; Metazoa; Chordata; Amphibia; Anura; Dicroglossidae
Product: zinc finger protein 850-like
Exons: 7
Coding region: 1-4431 (1476 amino acids)
Source: RefSeq, a predicted model, not a curated record
AUGUUUCAGGCCGAUGACCCGAGUGAUAUGAAAGUCGAGGUGAAAAAGGAAGUAGAAGAGACGUAUACGAGCGAUGAUCAGCUGUCUAAGGUGGAAGUUGGAAUGGCGGUGGAAUUAAAAGAGGAGGAAUCUUCUCUAGAUAAUGACUCCGAUGCCGGGUCGUAUUCGAUGUUCCCUCCUCUCUAUAAUGACUUCGUACAAAGUUCUUCAGCCGUAAAGCGCGUCACUCAAAAUUCACAUCCCGGACUUUACCAGCAAAACAGAACUGCAAAUUCCCUCAAUCCCCGAGAUUCUGUGGAUGAGCCUUAUUCUCUUCCCCAAAAAAUCCCUCCAAGACUUCUCGGCACCGAUGGACCCUGUGACCGAUCUCCUGUCCAGGGAUCUUCUAAUAACUGGGAUUCGGUUACACAAAGAGCGGAGAAGACGUUCCCAUUGUACGAGGCCGAUAAGUUUUUCCUAUCAAACCCCUCUCUCGCCUUCGAUGAAAGGAGACACAGGCUGGAGCUUCCAUUUCCUUGUUCAGAGUGCGGGAAAUGUUUCACUCAGAUGGGAGAACUCCUUAGACAUCUGACAAGUCACACCGCAGAGCGUCCUUAUUCCUAUUCGAAUGGUGAUAGAUCUUUUUUCGGGAAAUCCGACUUUCUUACCUUCGAUAGAGUACAAAUAGGCCAGCCUCCGUUUUCAUAUUCGCAGUGCUUGAAGAAUAUUGCCCAGAAAAGAGACCUUCUUACCCUCCAAGGAACUCACGCGGACGAUUGUCUUUUUCCGUGUGCAGAGUGCGGCAAAGGUUUUGCUCAGAAAGGAGCGCUUACGGCGCACCAGAGAAGGCACACCGGCGAGCGUCCGUUUCCCUGUACGGAGUGCGGUAAAUGUUUUGUAGAGAAAGGCCACCUGCUGAGACACCAGAAAAGACACUCGGCUGAUCGUCCAUUUUCCUGCCCAGAGUGCGGGAAGUGUUUCUUUCAGAAAGAUGAACUCGCUACACACCAGAGAAGUCACACUGGAGAGCGACCUUUUUCCUGUCUAGAGUGUGGGAAAUGUUUCACUCAGAGAGGAGUACUUAUUGCACACCAGAGAAGUCAUGUGGGGUCACGUCCUUAUUGCUGUUCAGAGUGCGGGAGAGGUUUUACCGUGAAAGGGCAUCUGGUUACACAUCAGAGAAUCCACACGGGGGAACCACGCAGGCGCCCGUUUCCCUGCACGGAGUGCGGUAAAGGUUUCUCUCAGAAAGCAGACCUUCUUGGGCACCAGAGAACCCACACUGGCGAGCGUCCCUUUUCCUGUUCGGAGUGCGGGAAGAGUUUCACUUGUAAAAAGGUCCUGAUUGCACACCAGAGAACCCACACGGGUGAAUGUCCUUUUCCGUGUUCGGAGUGCGGGAAGAGUUUCACUUGUAAAAAGGUCCAGAUUGCACACCAGAGGAGUCACACAGGCGAACGUCCUUUUUCGUGUCCCGAGUGCUGGAAAUGUUUCAUAUGGAAGGGGGACCUCCUCAGGCACCAGAGGUGUCACAUGGGCGAGCGUCCUUAUCCUUGUCCAGAGUGCGGGAAAAGUUUUGCCCAGAAAGGGGAACUUCUUGCCCAUCAAAGAAUUCACACUGGUGAGCGCCCUUAUCCAUGUUCCGAAUGCGGGAAAUGUUUCACUCAGAAAUGGAUACUUAUCGCACACCAGAGGAGUCACGUAGGCGAGCGUCCUUUUUCUUGUCCAGACUGUGGGAAGUCUUUCACCCAGAAAGGAGGACUUGUUAGACACCAAAGAAUCCACACGGGAGAGCGGCCAUUUUGCUGUUCAGAGUGUGGCAAGUCUUUCUUUCAAAAAGGAGAGCUUCUCACACAUCAAAGAAUUCACACAGGCGAGCGCCCUUUUUUCUGUUCAGAUUGUGGGAAAUGUUUCACCCAGAAAGGGGUACUUAAUGCACAUCGGAGAAGCCACAUGGGAGAACGACCUUUUUCCUGUUCAGAGUGCGGGAAAAGUUUUACUCAGAAGGGACACCUUGUUUCCCACCAGAGAAGUCACACAGGGGAACGUCCUUUUUCAUGUAGUGAGUGUGGAAAAUGUUUCUCACGGAAAGGCUUCACUCACAAAGGAGUACUUAUUGCGCACCAGAGAUGUCACACUGGGGAGCGUCCUUUUUCCUGCACAGAAUGCGGAAAAUGUUUAACACAAAAUCGACAUCUUCUUUCGCACCAGAAAAGUCACACAGGAGAGCGUCCCUUUUCCUGUUCAGAGUGCGGGAAGCGUUUCUCUCAGAAAACAGACCUUCUUAGACACCAGAGAACCCACACUGGCGAGCGUCCCUUUUCGUGUUCGGAGUGCGGGAAGAGUUUCACUUGUAAAAAGGUCCAGAUUGCACACCAGAGGAGUCACACAGGCGAACGUCCUUUUUCGUGUCCCGAGUGCUGGAAAUGUUUCAUACGGAAGGGUGACCUCCUCAGGCACCAGAGGUGUCACACGGGCGAGCGUCCUUAUCCGUGUCCAGAGUGUAGGAAAUGUUUUGCCCAGAAAGGGGAACUUCUUGCCCAUCAAAGAACUCACACGGGUGAGCGCCCUUAUUCAUGUUCCGAAUGCGGGAAAUGUUUCACUCAGAAAGGGAUACUUAUCGCACACCAGAGGAGUCACGUAGGCGAGCGUCCUUUUUCUUGUCCAGACUGUGGGAAGUCUUUCACCCAGAAAGGAGGACUUGUUAGACACCAAAGAAUCCACACGGGAGAGCGGCCAUUUUGCUGUUCAGAGUGUGGCAAGUCUUUCUUUCAAAAAGGAGAGCUUCUCACACAUCAAAGAAUUCACACAGGCGAGCGCCCUUUUUCCUGUUCAGAAUGUGGGAAAUGUUUCACCCAGAAAGGGGUACUUAUUGCACACCGGAGAAGCCACAUGGGAGAACGACCUUUUUCGUGUUCUGAGUGCGGGAAAUGUUUUACUCAGAAGGGACACCUCCUUUCCCACCAGAGAAGUCACACAGGGGAACGUCCUUUUUCAUGUAGUGAGUGUGGAAAAUGUUUCUCACGGAAAGGGUAUCUCCUAAAACACCAGAUAACUCACAUGACCGAGCAUCCUAUUAUAUGUUCGGAGAGUGGUAAAUAUUUAUUUCCGGAAGGAGAACUUCUCGCGCAGCAGAACAAAGACACCAAGGAGCGUCCUUUUUCCUGUCCAGAGUGUGGGAAAAGCUUCACUCACAAAGGAGUACUUAUUGCGCACCAGAGAUGUCACACAGGGGAGCGCCCUUUCUCCUGCACAGAAUGCGGGAAAUGUUUCACACAAAAAGGACAUCUUCUUUCGCACCAGAAAAGUCACACAGGAGAGCGUCCCUUUUCCUGUUCAGAGUGCGGGAAGUGCUUCAUACGGAAAGAAGCUCUUUUCAGACACCAGAGAAGCCACACGGGCGAGCGCCCUUUCUCCUGCCCGGAAUGUGGAAAAAGCUUCAUACGGAAAGCGCACCUCAUCGCACACCAGAGGAGCCACACAGGCGAGCGGCCUUAUUCCUGUACAGAAUGCGGCAAGCGUUUCCUGGAGAAAAGAAAGCUUCUCAUGCACGCGAGAAUCCACACGGGUGAGCAUCCUUUUUCGUGUCACGAGUGCGGGAAACGCUUUAUGUUGAAGUCGCACCUGAUUACGCAUCGGAGGAACCCAUGCCAGCUGACACCUGCCUCGAAUGUAUGCGGAACGUUGUCCCCUCAGGGACCUGAUAUUGACUUGGGGCGGAGUUGUUAUUCACCCCCUUACCUGCAGUAUUCACCCCGCUUACCUGCAGUAUUCCCCCUCCUUACCUCCAGCAUUCACCCCCUUACCUGCAGCAUUCCCCUCCUUACCUGCAGCAUUCCCCUCCUUACCUCCAGCAUUCACUCCCUUACCUCCAGCAUUCACCUCCUUACCUGCAGCAUUCACCCCCUUACCUCCAGCAUUCCGCUCCUUACCUCCAGCAUUCACUCCCUUACCUCCAGCAUUCACCUCCUUACCUCCAGCAUUCACCCCCUUACCUCCAGCAAUCACCUCCUUACCUCCAGCAUUCACCCCUUACUGGCAGUAUUCACCUCCUUACCUCCAGCAUUCACCCCCUUACCUCCAGCAAUCACCUCCUUACCUCCAGCAUUCACCCCUUACUGGCAGUAUUCACCUCCUUACCUCCAGCAUUCACCCCCUUACCUGCAGUAUUCACCUCCUUACCUCCAGCAUUCACCCCCUUACCGGCAGUAUUCACCUCCUUACCUCCAGCAUUCACCCCCUUACCUGCAGUAUUCACUCCCUUACCUCCAGCAUUCACCCCCUUACCUGCAGUAUUCACCUCUUUUCCAGCCCUGUUCCCAGUAUUUCCUUUCCGCCAUUAGGUACCCUCAAUCUCUCAGGACAAAAAGGUCCUUCAAUGUUCCAACAUUCUUCUCUUCACAUUUCUGGUUGGACUUUUCCAUCGAUGAUGCGGUGCUGGACGAGUCUUGA